This is a messenger RNA of Hylaeus anthracinus, 1822 nucleotides long. Its product is annotated as lysosomal acid phosphatase-like. Lineage: Eukaryota; Metazoa; Arthropoda; Insecta; Hymenoptera; Colletidae. Gene Ontology annotation, molecular function: phosphatase activity. The coding region runs from base 453 to 1631 and encodes 392 amino acids. Gene Ontology annotation, biological process: dephosphorylation. The transcript has 8 exons. The record is from RefSeq and is a predicted model, not a curated record.
CCGCACGAUCAAUCGUCAUAUCGACACAGAUCCUAUUGUGAAGUCUCAAGGAAAUGGUUCCGUAUGGCGUGGCAACUAUAGCAGCAUCGGUAUUGUGUUCCCUCCAAUUCUCCGCGUAGACGGACGUCUCUUCGUAGUAAGGUACUAUAAGGCAUUGAUCAACACGCGAAGGACUAGAAUGAACGCGUAUGCGAGUUAUAUCAUUUAUAUAUCUUGCAGCAUCGCUAACAUCAAUAGAAUAAAUGUUGGACGCUCGAGUAUAUAACAGUCUUGACACAAGUAACAUUAUAUUGUAUAAUACUGCUUCUCGUAUGGUGGGGGCAUAGAAUUUAUCUGGUGAUACUUCUUAAGGCCUCAGUACGCGCUCGUUCCGCACGUGUUACAACUCGUCCAAGUUCACUGGUAAAUGGAAAGCGGUUCUCGAAAAACUUCUACUUGACAAAUUCUCGAUAAUGAUAAUUCUUAAAUUCCUGCUUCUUUCGAGCGUUGUCUACCUAACGUUAGGGUCGCCUGUGCCAAUUGAAGACGCCGCAACCAAUCACGAAAAAGAUGAUAAGAAAGCCCGCGACACUACUCUUCGAUUAGUAACAAUAGUAAUGAGACAUGGGGAAAGGGCACCGCAGGAUACCUACCCAAAUGACCCUUAUGCGAACAGUUCGAUGGAACCUUAUGGUUGGGGUCAACUGACAAACGAGGGAAGAAGGAGUCAGUACAAUCAAGGCCUUUUUCUGAGAGAUCGAUACGACGAUUUCCUGGGUUCGAUAUAUAAUCCCGACAUAUUUUAUUUGCAAUGUACCGCAGUGGAUCGUACAAAAAUGUCUGCAUUGCUAGAAGCAGCAGCUUUGUGGAAACCAAACGAAAAGCAAUCGUUCAAGCCUGAUCUACCAUGGCAACCCGUUACCCUAUUUUAUCAGCCGCGGUCAGAAGAUACAUUGAUGUUAAUUUGGGAUACUUGUCCGAAAUACACCAAGCUUCGACACGCAAUAAUGAGUUUACCAGAGAUUCAAAAAGUUCAAAACGAUAACAAACAAUUGUACGAAGAAUUGACGAACUUAACGGGUAUGGUAAUUUCGACUCCCGAUGAUGUCAGUUCACUUUACGCAACGUUAAUGGCAGAGGAACAAAUGAAUUUAACUCUUCCUGACUGGAUCGAAGAUUACUAUCCUGAUCGAUUGCUACCGUUGACAUUAUAUGACUUUCAACUUAACACGUACAAUGAUUCUCUCAGGAGAUUCAAGGGUGGACCUUUUCUGAAAAAGAUUGUCACUGACAUGCUAGAUAAGAAAGAUAAUAGUUUAGAACCUGAAGGAAGGAAAAUGUUUAUGUACGUAGGCCACGAUAGUACCGUCGUAACUUUGUUAGAUGCUUUGCAUGUGUGGAACAACCAACUACCUCAUUAUAAUAUCAUGACUAUGAUCGAAUUACACGAAAACAAAGAUGGAUGGAAUGUUCAGGUAUAUUUAAGAAAUACAACUGAUCGUGAACCAUACCCUCUGACUAUACCAGGAUGCACCACGAUUUGUCCCCUUGAAGAUUUUGUUCGCAUUUUAAAACCAACGAUACCGGACGAUUGGGAAGAAGAAUGCAAAGUUGAAGGGGAUUAUACACCUCCACCUGCUCCAGUUCCUUAAUUGUAAUAAUUUGUUUAGUUAAACUUUUCGUGUCAUUAAAGCAGGUUAGUAACUGAAGUCAAAUGUAAAACGUGUAAUGAGAAGUACAAAAUUAAAAUCAUGGAAAAAAUGAUAUAAAUAAUUAAUUUUUAAUAAUAGGUUACUUUGUUAUAACAUGAAAUUUUUGGAACGAAUAAACAAAAAUGGGAAUA